Molecule: messenger RNA, 154 nt
Organism: Prorocentrum cordatum
Lineage: Eukaryota; Dinophyceae; Prorocentrales; Prorocentraceae
Source: the annotation of a GenBank genome assembly
GCCGAGCUGGUGCGCAUGGGCUGGCAUGCAGCGGCGUCGCCUGCCGCGGACAUCAUUCCCGGUGGCGCUGGGCAUGGUGGCCUGCUGACCAGGGCGCCCCACAGCCAUGGCCCGGGCAGGCUGGGCACGAUGAAGUCGGAGGUGUUUGUCCCAG